Messenger RNA from Melospiza georgiana, 4800 nucleotides. It is a transcript of the gene SNTG1, whose product is annotated as syntrophin gamma 1. Lineage: Eukaryota; Metazoa; Chordata; Aves; Passeriformes; Passerellidae. Gene Ontology annotation, cellular component: intracellular anatomical structure; dystrophin-associated glycoprotein complex. The transcript is spliced from 18 exons. The record is from RefSeq and is a predicted model, not a curated record. Bases 237 to 1790 code for a protein of 517 amino acids. Gene Ontology annotation, molecular function: protein binding; structural molecule activity.
AGCGAGAGUUGCCGAGGCUGUGGCUGACACCAUGGGCACCGGGCGGGGGGGCGAGGCGGCCGGGCUCCCUGCGCUCCUCGGCUGAGCCCGGGGAUGUGCCGGCGCCCGGAGGAAUUAUUUUGGAACUAGCACGGAGCGGUGGGAGGAGGACGAGCGACACAGCGUUUCGCAGCUGCGAGGAGGUCGUCCGGCGGUGCUGUAUAGGCAAACAAAUAUCACUUGCUGUGUCAUAGCACAUGGAUUUCAGGACCGCCUGUGAAGAGACAAAGACAGGGGUUUGUUUGCUGCAGGAUGGUAACCAGGAGCCUUUCAAAGUGCGACUGCACUUAGCCAAAGAUAUUUUGAUGAUCCAGGAGCAGGAUGUGAUCUGUGUGUCUGGUGAGCCUUUCUAUUCUGGUGAAAGAACAGUAACAAUUAGAAGACAGACUGUAGGAGGAUUUGGAUUAAGUAUAAAGGGUGGAGCAGAACAUAAUAUUCCAGUGGUCAUUUCUAAGAUUUCCAAAGAACAAAGAGCGGAACUUUCAGGUUUGCUCUUUAUAGGAGAUGCAAUUCUGCAGAUUAAUGGAAUUAAUGUGAGAAAAUGCAGGCAUGAAGAAGUGGUACAGGUCCUUCGCAAUGCAGGGGAAGAAGUGACCCUAACUGUGUCCUUUCUGAAAAGAGCACCUGCUUUUCUCAAACUGCCACUGAAUGAAGAUUGUGCAUGUGCCCCCAGUGACCAAAGCAGUGGCACAUCCUCUCCCCUGUGUGACAGUGGUUUGCAUCUCAACUACCACCCCAACAACACGGAUACGUUAUCAUGUUCCUCAUGGCCAGCAUCCCCAGGACUUAGGUGGGAGAAGAGGUGGUGUGAUCUUCGAUUAAUUCCACUUCUUCAUUCACGAUUUUCCCAGUACCUUCCAGGAUCAGAUUUGUGCAGGCAAAAUGCGUUCCAAGUAAUUGCUGUGGAUGGGGUUUGCAGUGGAAUAAUUCAGUGUCUCUCUGCUGAAGACUGUAUUGACUGGCUACAAGCAAUAGCAAGUAACAUUUCCAACCUCACAAAGCACAAUAUUAAAAAAAUCAACAGGAAUUUUCCCGUAAACCAGCAGAUAGUCUAUAUGGGCUGGACGGAAGAACGGGAACAAGACUCCCUUCAGGACCGAAUGUACACACCAAAGUUCCUAGCACUGAGGGGAUCUUCCCUGUAUAAGUUUAUAGCACCUCCAGUCACAACCUGGGAUUGGACACGAGCUGAGAAAACAUUUUCAGUUUAUGAGAUAAUGUGCAAAAUUCUCAAGGACAGUGAUCUACUGGACCGUCGGAAACAUUGCUUCAGUGUCCAGUCUGAAUCUGGAGAAGAUCUUUACUUCUCUGUGGAACUAGAGUCUGACCUAACACUAUGGGAAAAAGCCUUCCAAACAGCAACUUUUUUAGAAGUUGAACGGAUACAGUGCAAGACGUAUGCCUGUGUUUUAGAGAGUCAUCUUAUGGGACUUACCAUCGACUUCAGCACGGGCUUUGUUUGUUUUGAUGCUGCCACAAAGGCUGUGCUUUGGAGGUACAAGUUUUCCCAGCUCAAAGGUUCUUCAGAUGAUGGGAAGAGCAAAAUCAAAUUUUUGUUCCAAAACCAAGAUACUAAACAAAUCGAAGCAAAGGAGCUGGAGUUUUCAAACCUGUUUGCAGUCCUUCACUGUAUCCACUCAUUCUUUGCAGCCAAAGUGGCUUGUUUGGACCCUUUGUAUGUAGGCAGCCAAGCCACAGCUUCUGCUGCUCCCACAACUUCUGGUACUGGCAAAUUAAAGUAUUCUACUUGACAUCCCCCAUGACAGCACUGCCACUUAACAAGGAGACAUAAAAAUGUAUAAAUAUAAGUUUUAGACCUUUGGUGAACCAUGUAUGUGGAAACCAACCCUGGAGGCAAGACAUCUUGCAGCAUCAGCAGAUAAAUGGUGAUGUGGGAUCAUAAUUUCAUCUCGGUUCUGCAAGACAUCAGUAAAUAAUCCUAGUCAAAACCCCAGAAUAGGAUGGAUAUGCUUUUAGUUUUAUCUAUUUGUACUUACAUAGUGCUUUAAGCAACAGUGGAAGCAAAGGAAUAAAUGGCGAAAUGAAGCACUUGAGUAUUUAAUAAAAUUUUCAAAUUGCUGUAAUAAUACACAAAUAGAAUUGUCAUUUUCCUCUUUUAAGAUGUUUUUUAAUGACAAUAUGCUAAACUCUGAGUAUGAACAUAAUGCCCUAUUGUUAUAUUGUAAAUAAGACCAAGCAUACAGUACAUGGUGACAAAGGAGAUAAACAUGAAAAGACAUUUGUGUAAGUACCUCCUCAAAUAAGAAAGCACUUUAAGCACUGCUGUACAUCCACACUUGUUUUCAUACAUGGAAUCAUGCUGCUUUUUCCAUUUUGUUCUCUUCAUCUAACAGGAACAACAGCAAACAUAUAGCCAUACUGGUCUGAUACAUUAAAAACAAAACAAAACAAAACAAGCCACAAAAAGAAAAAACACUUUCAUGGAUAAGUUCCUCUUCUUCAAGUAAAAAUAAUGGCAUAUUAAUUUAAUUUUAAUUAUAAAUUAGUGCAAGUACAAAACAUAGUGUGUCAUCUGUUUAUUUCCUCCUUUUUUUUUGUUAAGAAUUAAAUACUGUAAAUCUAACAGUCUUUGUUCACAAGAGUUGGAAAUUGUUUCAGACAAUACACUUAAUAUAUUGUUUCCACGGCUAACCUUGAUUUCACAUCAUAGUUGGAACUUAUGUUUCAUUUAAACUCUCAACAAAUAGACAUUUUUCAUUAUGCUUUAAAAAUUAUUUUACCCUUUGAAUUCUUAAUAAGUUAUUUAAUAAAUAUAUUGGUAGUAAGACGGGAAUAAAUUGAAUAAGCUAUAAAGAAUGCAUUACAGAAUGCAUAAUUUCUUUGUUUUUUAAGACCUUUGCAUCAUUCUGGAUCAAGUACUAGUUUCAGAGUAUCAUUUAAUGGUUAAAUAUAAAGGAGUUUAAAAUUAUUAACUUUGUUUAAUUGAAAUUUUAUAAUAUAAUUUUUGUGCUAUGACACACAUGAGUGACUCGUGUGGAAAAAAGGUAUAUAUUUUCAGGAGUAGUUUUUGGGGUUUCUAUUUAUUGUUUUGAAAUCAAAACUACCUUUCCCCCCCCCCUCCACUUAGAUUUGUUAGAGGCACUUAUGAGAUAGGACCACCAUCUUCCUUGUGUAGCAGAAAGAGUAAUUCUAUAACAUCCGUUUCUAUGGGUUAAGAUGAUCAAUACUUCAAAAGUGAAGCCAGAGGAGAACUUAUCCAAAUGGGAGCAAUUCAAAAUGCAAAGCAAGGACAAAAGAUGAAUGAAAUUAAGGAGCAAAUCAUGUGUCUGGUUUUUUUGCUUUGCAUUAGAAAUAUUUGGAUUUACUUGUGUGAGAGUAACAUUGUUUUGUAGCAUAGCUGAUCUAAUUUGAUACUAGUUCCAAAUAAUCUGAAAAUAUUUGGGAGAGGGGAACUCUUUUAUCACUUUCAAAGGUCUUCUGUUACACACGUACUUCCUAUUAGUACACCUUCAAGGGCUACACAUUUAUUUUCUAUCCUAAAUUCAGUGGAAUGAUGUAACAAUCCAGCUAUUAAAUGCCACUCUAAGUGGCAUCAAAAUUCUAUCUUUUCAUAGACACCAUAAUGAAAUUUUUAAUAAAUUGUCCCUAAAUAAGGGGGUCACAUCUGAAGGAUAGAUAAAGCUACCAUGGCUGUCCAUAGGAUCUCGAGCUUGGACACAAACCCCAGAUAUUUUGAAUCUAAAGCUAUAACAGUUUAAGAGGUUUAACAAAGGUAACUCAGGCACUGCCCUGGCAUAGAAAGCAUAUACAGGAAACACAAAUUUUGGCAGAGCAUUGACAGUGAUGAAAAGAGAAGCCUAAUAUCUUUUAAUGACAGUUCUCAGUGCUGCCAAAUAAUCUCCUCUACUUCAGUGCAUUACUGUGGCACUGUCACAACAGUGUGGCCAUGUGCUACCACCUCUGCUGCCAAUAGCAGAAUCUGAAACUGGAGAGGUGCUGGUUGAAUAUUUUCUCUUCAACUGUUCCUGUGAUGUGCAGUUGCAUUACUGAAUCUGAGGGGCGUUUAGGAGUCAUGCUUGAAUGAGCGUAACAUUUACCCAAACCAGCACAAAAUAUGCCAUUGCAAAUUUCUGUAGAUGAAGGAAUAUGAAAGCCCCCCUGAAGAUCUCUGUCAAGAAUUCUCUUUAUAGAACACCUGGAUUCAUCACUGAGAGUUUUGCAACUGAGCAUUAAAUAUAGAAUAUUUAAGAAACACAUUAGCCUGUAAUUUUUUGUUGUUGUUGUUGUUGCUUUUCUAAGGACGUAAACUGGUGGGGCUUCAUCGGUACUUUUAUUUUCAAGAAGAAAAGUGCUAUUGAGAGAAUAUAAGAUGUCAUAGCUUUAACUGCAGGUCAGUGUUGAUUUGUAAAUGCAGCAGGCAUUUGUGCAGUGACCUGACAAAAUAUUCAGAGGCGACUCUGCAUCCAACCUUGCCCUUGUAGAGCAACUUGGUCAGAAAUUCAGUCUUGAACCAAAGAGGCAAAAUUUUAAAUUCUGUGUUAUAACUAAUCCUGAAAUAUCAAAAUAAAAUUUACAAACAUAUUAAAUGGCUGCAUUUUGCAUUUAAAUGCCUACAUUUAAAGCAUAGUGAACUCCAUAUGCAUAUGUCAAAACUCAGGCUUUGCGUUUCAGCCUGUCAUUUCACACAUAGAGUAUAAUGAAUACAAAAGUGUUUUUUAAGUCAACACAGACCAUUGACAAUGAAAAGACAGAAUUAUAAUGAGCCAUCAGCUUUUGCUAAAAAUCUGUAUGCAAGUGAUA